AUUAAAUCAAUAAAUUUUAAAAAAUAUGACUUUAAGAAAACAAACUGUACAGAGGACGAGGAGUAAGCUGGGCUAUUGUUCCAGAUUCGUUGUCCAGAACCACGAUCGAAAGCAUUCCUCUCUUCAGGCAUCUUCUAGUUUUGCUGUUUAGUGGUUACAAGUAUUUAAUGGCCUUUGUCAUUCGGCUAUAGUGUUAAUGAAAGGAACUGCAGUUGGACAAAUUGUGCACUUGUAUCAGAUAUUUGAUGGGGAUUAACUGAAGUUCCAAAUAGUACUCAAUGCCAAUGGUAAACCCAAAAUCAAAAGUGGCUGGUCGUCCAAAAAUAGGCUUCAGAUCUAUACUACCGUCUGACCUUGACACUAUAGAGCAUUUACAUGAAAAACUCUUUCCUAUCAGGUAUGAGUCGUUAUUUUUUCAAGAUGUAGUCAAUGGGCAUGACAUUGUGUCAUGGGGAGCUGUGGACCAUAGUCGGCCUGAGGGCCAAAGUGAUGAACUCAUUGGAUUUGUAACAGCACGGAUUGUUCUUGGAAAAGAAAUUGAGACAGGGGAUAUUCCUGGAUGUGACUCAUCCAAAUCAGAUCAAACUUUAAUUUAUAUUCUGACUCUGGGAGUAGUGGAAGCAUAUAGAAAUCUCGGAAUAGCUUCUUCACUGAUUCGAGAGGUCAUAAAAUAUGCUUCAAGUAUUCCAACCUGCCUUGCUGUUUACUUGCAUGUUAUUUCUUACAAUAACCCCGCAAUCUUUCUAUACAAGAAGAUGUCUUUCAAGUAUGUAAGAACACUGCGGGGAUUUUAUUUGAUCAAUGGACAACAUUAUGAUUCUUACCUAUUCGUGUACUAUGUGAAUGGGCGCUGUUCGCCUUGCUCACCAUUGGUGUUCCUCACUGGAAUAGUAAGCUGCAUGAGAAGUGGCUUCAAGUCUAUUACUUCAAGGCUGUGCAGGAAUGAAGAGAGGAAGAUUUCAAGGUGGGUAAAAUGUAAAGAAAAUCAUUCUCUUGUAUCAUCAACGCAUAACAAGAAAAGCAUGGCAAUUGAGUGUACUAGGUAUGAAUGUGUCUGAUUUUUUCUUCCUUUAUUGUUGGUCUGUUUGCUAUUCCCUGUAUAAUAAUACACCCUUGCUUUACUUCCCUCUAGAAAAUGUCAUAUUGAAGCGUAGAAUAGCAUCUACUUAUUGAACGACCAUGUCCUGGUAAUAAUGUUCCACAUGUUCUGUUAGAAGGUGUCCGAUUGUCUGUUAAGUUCUGCAAACAAUUAUACUUGUGAUCCUGUGAAUCGUCCUUAAUUGUUGAUUAGUGAUCAAGAACUUCCAAUUAUUUUAGCUGUAA
This is a messenger RNA of Prosopis cineraria, 1323 nucleotides long. RefSeq names its product histone acetyltransferase MCC1. Lineage: Eukaryota; Viridiplantae; Streptophyta; Magnoliopsida; Fabales; Fabaceae. The coding region runs from base 279 to 1058 and encodes 259 amino acids. Gene Ontology annotation, molecular function: histone acetyltransferase activity; protein-N-terminal amino-acid acetyltransferase activity. The record is from RefSeq and is a predicted model, not a curated record. Gene Ontology annotation, biological process: N-terminal peptidyl-methionine acetylation. The transcript is spliced from 6 exons. Gene Ontology annotation, cellular component: Golgi membrane.